Messenger RNA from Arabis nemorensis, 2214 nucleotides. NCBI's taxonomy places the organism in Eukaryota, Viridiplantae, Streptophyta, Magnoliopsida, Brassicales, Brassicaceae. The record is from the annotation of a GenBank genome assembly.
AUGUCUGCAAGAAGACUAAAAGGAAUCUCAGAGGACAAUGGCGUAAUCACCGCGAUCGCCAUUGACAAAGACAAGAACAGCCAACACGCCUUGAAGUGGGCCGUCGAAAACAUCAUUCUCGAUUCUCCACAAUGUGUUCUUCUUCACGUUGAACUAGGAGACGCAGGACCACAAUUACAACAUGGCAAUCAAGACGAGGCGCAUCAAUUCUUUCUUCCUUUCAGAGGAUUCUGCGCUCGAAAAGGAAUCAUAGCGAAGGAGGUUAUUCUUCGCGAUUAUGACAUCCCCAAUGCUAUUGUCAACUACAUUACCAACAAUUCCAUUUCAAAUAUCGUUGUUGGAUCCGCGCGAAACACCUUCCUCAAGAAGUUUAUGAGUCCAGAUGUGGCCACCAUUUUGCUUAAGACAGCUCCAGAGACUUGUGCAGUCUUUGUCGUGUCCAAAGGUAAGCUUUUAAAAAGCAGAUCCGCGAGUCAACCUCAGGAAACUUCCAAAAAACAAGAUCUCUCUUCUUUGUUGUACAACUACGAGCGAUCGAGCUCCUUUGGUUCCACUGAUUCAGACAGGGAAUCAUUUGUAUUUACCAACCCCAACAAACCCAUGUCAGAUUUAUCCCAAUCCACUUCACCUCACAGCUCGCCACCGCGAUCUCUGAGUGAGAUUUCUCUGUCAGAUAUUGACAAUCGCAGUAGUUACGGUGUGGUAUCAACUGUGAGCGGCAAUGGCAGUUAUGGUGUGGUAUCAACUGUGAGUGACAAUGGCAGUUACGGUGUGUUAUCAAGUUCAACUGUGAGUUCUUACACAGUCUCUGAAAGUUCCACUACCAACGCAAGCUCCAUCUCUUCGACAUCCAUGGAAAGUACACAUGCGGGAAAUUUCGAGGAACAACAGCAUCAAAACCUUGAAGCAGAAGUGAAGAGAUUGAGACUCGAAUUGAAGCAGUUUAAUGCUUCAAAGGGAAAAGACACUAUGAACUAUAAAGAAAGCUCCCAAGAACUUCAACUAUCUACAAUCAACGAAACCGAAAGAUCAGACGAAGCAAUACAACUGCCUAGAGCAUUGACUGAGGAGAAUGAGAAAAGGCAGUCUGCAAAUCAAGCAAAUGAAAUAGCAAAGCGCUUAGCGAAAAUGGAGAGCCAAAAGAGAAGAUUACUAGCGGUGCAAGCCAAGUUGGAGAAACAAAGGAUGCUUAGUAAUAUCUCUUACAGGCGUUACAGUAUCAAAGAUGUUGAAGGUGCAACCCAUGGUUUUUCAGAUGCUUUAAAGAUUGGGGAAGGUGGGUAUGGACCUGUGUACAAAGCUGUCCUCGAUUACACUUCUGUCGCCAUUAAAAUCUUGAAGGCGGGUAUCACGCAGGGCAUGAAACAAUUCCAACAAGAGAUUGAGGUUCUGAGUUGCAUGAGACACCCAAAUAUGGUGAUCCUACUCGGUGCAUGUCCUGAGUAUGGUUGUCUAGUUUAUGAGUACAUGGAAAAUGGAACACUUGAAGAUCGUCUCUUCUGCAAAAACAAUACACCCCCACUUUCAUGGAGAACAAGGUUCAGAAUCGCUGCUGAGAUCGCCACAGGACUUCUUUUCCUUCACCAGGCAAAACCUGAGCCCUUAGUUCAUCGUGAUCUGAAGCCAGCAAACAUUCUACUCGACAGACAUUUCACUAGCAAAAUCAGCGAUGUUGGUCUAGCUCGCCUAGUACCUCAUGCGGUAGCUGAUACCUUCAGUAACUAUCACAUGACUUCUGCAGCCGGUACAUUUUGUUACAUCGACCCUGAGUAUCAGCAAACCGGAAUGCUUGGAGUGAAAUCUGAUCUCUACUCUUUUGGUGUGGUGCUUCUGCAAAUCAUAACAGCCAUGCCAGCAAUGGGGUUAGGCCAUAAAGUAGGGAAGGCUGUUCAGAAAAAUAAGUUCAGAGAAAUUUUGGAUCCAACAGUAUCAGACUGGCCUGAAGAAGAGACUCUGGUGUUGGCUAAAUUGGCUUUGCAAUGCUGUGAGCUGAGGAAAAAAGACAGACCUGAUCUUGCUUCAGUUCUAUUACCAGCUCUGAACAGGCUAAGAGAGCUUGCAACAGAGGAACAUGAACGUAUCCAGGACAGAACAUCUCAUGUAUCACACGGUCACAAUUCAGUUCUGCAUGCCCCAAAUCCUUCCUAUGAGGUUAGUUUCUUAGAGCUCUUCUGCUUGAGAGAUCAAAGUUUAGGAAAUUCCACUAACAGUUAG